This is a messenger RNA of Erigeron canadensis, 618 nucleotides long. RefSeq lists its product as uncharacterized. The transcript has a single exon. Gene Ontology annotation, molecular function: protein dimerization activity. Bases 1 to 618 code for a protein of 205 amino acids. The record is from RefSeq and is a predicted model, not a curated record. Lineage: Eukaryota; Viridiplantae; Streptophyta; Magnoliopsida; Asterales; Asteraceae.
AUGGAUGAAAUUUGUGCUAAUAAAAGAUGCCAAAGGGACAACAUUACCAAUCGACAUUAUUAUGAGUUUGAAUCUUUCAAUACCAUAUUGGAUUUGAUCAUCAUUGAAUUUGGCGAUCGUUUUAGUGAGGCUAGCACCAAAUUACUUGACAAUAUGGCCGCUUUGAAUCCAUGUGCUUCAUUCUCUAACUUUGAUGUAUCAAAGUUAGUGAAGUUAAGUGAAAUGUAUCCUUAUGAUUUUGAUGACAAUGAAAGAAAGACUCUUUUGCAUGAACUUGAGUUGUACCAUGAUAAUGUGCAACAUGAUGUAAGAUUUGUUAACUUGAAUAGUAUCACCGCUCUUGCAAUGUUAAUGGUGGAAACAAGGAAGCAUCUUUCAUACCCUUUGGUAUAUCGUCUAGUAAAGCUAGCAUUGGUUUUGCCCGUUGCAACCGCCACAGUCGAGAGAUGUUUUUCGUCAAUGAAGCUUGUAAAGACGGAUUUGCGAAAUCGAAUUGGUGAUAUGUUCUUUAACUCAUGUUUGAUUUGUUCGAUAGAAAGAGAAGCACUUGCCAAUGUCACGAAUGAACAAAUCAUAAAGCGCUUUCUAAAUAUGGGUACUCGCAAAGGACAAUUGUAA